This is a messenger RNA of Silurus meridionalis, 6576 nucleotides long. RefSeq names its product calmodulin regulated spectrin-associated protein family, member 3 (gene camsap3). Gene Ontology annotation, biological process: cytoplasmic microtubule organization; negative regulation of microtubule depolymerization; neuron projection development. Gene Ontology annotation, molecular function: calmodulin binding; spectrin binding; microtubule minus-end binding. The record is from RefSeq and is a predicted model, not a curated record. The coding region runs from base 435 to 4649 and encodes 1404 amino acids. Gene Ontology annotation, cellular component: microtubule minus-end. Lineage: Eukaryota; Metazoa; Chordata; Actinopteri; Siluriformes; Siluridae. The transcript is spliced from 18 exons.
AGUGACGUGUGUAUGGAGCACCUGGAGCCCGAUCGGUCGCUCGGUCGCUCGGCGGCGCAUUUCUCCCCGAGCAGCGCGCAGGGAUGCGGACUUUCACCGCGGGGCUGGAACAAGUCACCAAAUAUCCGCAAACGCAGUGAAACGCUCCGUGGCACACCGGGGGCGUGUUAUUGAAGCUUUGUGGCCUUACACGAAGAUAAAACACGACUAUUUUUUGUUGGAAUAAGAAGCCCUUUUUUCCUUUUUCUAUUAUUAUUAUUAUUGUUCCUUUUCUCCUCCCGGAUCCUGGUUCUCCGUGCAGGAGACGCCACCCGACAUCCGCGUUUUCACUCCACGCAGCGGGGUAUGAAAGGAUGACCGCUUGAGUCCUCUCUUUUUCUACGUAUUUUUCCUCCAUAAGGCCUGUCUUUUAUUUAAAGAAGGGGAGGAUCGAUAUGGUGGACUCGAAUGCGAUGAGGAAGACUUUCGUGGUCCCGGACGUGAAAGCUUUGGAUCAGUACGACAUUCACCGAGCCAAGAUCUGCGCCAGUGUGGGCUGGGUUCUGGCGAAAUCCUACGGCAAUGCAGACAACAUUCCAGUGGAGCUGCGAGACCCCUUCUAUCUGGACCAGUACGAGCAGGAGCACCUGAAGCCUCCUGUCACACGGCUUCUACAGUCUCCAGAGCUCUACUCUCGAACCUAUGGCUUGCUGCUAGCUGAGGGCCCCGGGGCCAACGGGGCUCCUAAAGACAAUACCAACCUCUUAGAGAUCCUCAGCCAAAAGGCCUUAACACCAAGAGACCAAAACACCCCGGUGACGGAAGCAGACCUCCGGCACAAGCCAAUUAAAAUGAGCGCCCACUUAGCAGUGAUGGAUGCUUUAAUGGCGGUGGGAGCCAUGGAGACGGUGAGGGCAAGCGGAGGAGUCGAGCGACUCGGGGGAAAAGAUGACUGGGAGAGAACGUUGCUGCACUGGGUCAACACUUUAAACGAGAAGCUGAAGAACCGCACAGAGAGCGACCAAACCCAGCAGAGUACAGAGCCACAGCCAGUUCAGGCCUCGUGUCCCACCCGCUGGUACUGGAAACUUGUUCCUCUCCGGUACAGGAAGGAUAAGCUGCUGUCUAAGAUCAAGCCCUGUUUUCCUGUCGUGAAUGAAGUGAAGGAUCUCUCGAAUGGCUGUGCCAUAGCUGCCGUCAUACACUACUACUGUCCUGGCCUGCUGCGUUUAGAAGAUGUUUGUAUGAAGGAAUCCAUGUCAUUGGCUGACAGUCUUUAUAAUCUCCAGCUUAUUCGUGAGUUCUGUGAAAGUUGUUUGAAAAGCUGCUGCCCUCUGGUGCUGGAGGAUAUGCUCUACAGUCCACCUGAAUUACAGGUGAAUAUGCUGAGCUUUCUGGCAGAGCUUUUGCAUUGGUUCGAAGUGUCAAAGCCAGAGUUUGUUCAGCCUCUGAACACCAGCGAGCUCACAGAGUCCUCUGGAAGGACAGAAAGUGUGAACUGUGGUUCAGGCAGCAGCUCUCCUUCUUUAUUUAAAAAGCCAUUCUUGCCAAUAACCCCUGCCACACCAAUUCCAGGCUCACUGACUCAGUCUACCUCAAUGUCUCAUGUAGAGGCAGCUGGACGAUCAUGGACUAAAAACCCUCUCAGUCGUCCUCUAUCAUCUGCUGUGUCCUUCAGUAUCCCCUUUGGUCUGGACAGUGAUGUGGACAUUGUGAUGGGAAACCCUGUCAUCAUGCGCUCAGUCAGCUCGGAUAACCUGAAUCCUGCAGGACAGCCUAACAAACGUUACACCCCUCCAGAGGACAUCAGCAGAUCUCCAGGACGUGCCUCAUGGGCCUCCCGGAGUCCUGCGGUGCCCCUCUUAGCUGAAGAGAACGGCCUCAACGAGGGCGACGCAGCUGAAUUACCCACCAUUGAGGAAGCCUUGCAGAUCAUUCACUGUGAGGGCAAAAUGGAGCCACGUUUACAUCCUGAUGGAGCACCUGACGGCUUUUAUUUGCACUCACCAGAUGACCCGGCUAGUCGUAGACAUAAUGGUAGCCCUGCUGUCCUCGGUGGCUCCGCCCCUUCCAGCGCAGGAAUGCAGUACAGGUCGACGGGAAAUGCCAGCCGCACCAGACGCACUUCUGAUGGCUCAAGGGAUGAUGACUCUGUAUUAAGAGAUGGUAGUGUGGACUCUGAUGCCUCUGAGGAUUUUCCAAAAACUCAAUCCACACCUGCCACUCCUGCAGCAGGUGCUCGGGUGGCUAAUCUCUCCGGGCAAGAGACCCCCGACAGUGGUGUUAAGAUGACCAGCUUUGCUGAGCGUAAAAAGAAAUUGGCACAGGAGCAGCCGAUUCCCAACGAGGAACCACAGACGACCACUUGGGCAGCAAAAAAGACACAGGAGAGCCCCAGCAAAAGCCCAGCACUCACCAAUGAAAUGUCGGAGCUUGGGGCAAGGCUGGAAGAAAAGCGCAAGGCCAUUGAAGCUCAGAAGAGGCGUAUCGAAGCCAUUUUUUCCAAACACAGACAAAGGCUGGGCAAGAGCGCCUUCCUACAGCUAAAGAAAGAACAAGACGGUGAUGACAAGGAAGAAGGUAAAGAGGUUGUCGGUGCAUCCUCAACAGCAGAAGACCUACGACGCAUGUCUUUGGACGAGAGACUAGCACGUAUAGAGAAUGAAGAUGGAGGCGAGGUGAAGCAGGACAAGGAGAUCCCUCCAGAUGACAGGAAGGUACAGCAGUCCUCCAAAGACAAAACAGUUGCAGGAUCGUUGGGUGAGAAGUCCGGUGUUCCACUGGGCGAUUAUAACAACGCAGUAUCAAAACUGAAUGCAGCUCUGAGCUCCCUGCAGAGUGAUAUGCAGCGUUUAUCUGAUCAGCAGAAUCAGCUGCUCAAGAAGAAAAUCCCUGCUACCAACCAAUCAUGGGUCAUCCCGCCCAGCACAAAGAACUCCACCGGUGCAGUACCUCCACGCCUGUCCAGGGAGUCGACCCGUGAUUUGACAUCCAACUCCGCCUUCUCCUCACCGUCUCCAUCUCGCAGAAUCAGCGCUCAAACAAUCCCCCCGAAAUCACCCGGCUCCCACCGCAGGGCACAGUCCGCACCUCCAAAAAGCCCCAAAAAUCAGCACCACUCAAGGUCCGCCGAGCCAAAGACGCCCGCAAUCACCCGGGUCAUUACUGCCCCACACAAUGUAGACAAUAUGCCUCAUCGACGGAAAGUAUCUCCUUGGCAAUGCAGAGACCAGGCGUCAUUAUCCUUCAGCAUUGGCUCCCCAGUCCCCCAAAGCGACUCACGUCCUCCUUCUCGGCCCCUUAGUGAGGACCCAAGUGAUGAUCAAUCCGUCUUCAGCCUGGAAUUAGAUGGAGGCACCAACCAUUUUCCGAGCAGAAAAGACCAGCAAGGAGGCAGCAGCUCAGGUGCUCCGUCAGAGUGUUCCUUUGAAAGCGACAUCCCUGCUUCAGCCUUCACCCGAAAACCUAGCAGUCUGAUAGAGAUCCCUCUGUCAUCUCUAAGAGGCCUGGACGGAGAGGAUGCUGAACAGGGUGCCAUCUCCGACUCCACGAGCGACCACACAGAGCCGGAGUUAAAGCAUGGUGUCGGUUUUUUCUUCAAGGAAGAUGAAGCUCGAGCAGAAGACGAGAUGGCUCAGAGGAGAGCUGCACUGCUGGAAAAGCAGCAAAAGAGAGCAGAGGAAAUGAAGAGGAAGAAGCAGGAGCAGGAACGAGAAAGGGAGGCUAGCAGACGCAAUUCAGUGGAUGAGCUGGAUCGUCCCCGGACUCCCUGCACGCCUCCGCCAGCUCGCACUCCUCCUGCUGCUCACACACCUCCUGCUGCUCAAACGCCUCCUCCUGAAGGAUCUCUCCACAGACGAGGAGACUUUACUCGGAAAGAGUACGAACGACGCCAUCAGCUCAAGAUCAUGGAGGACCUGGACAAGGUGCUGCGCCAGAAGCCCACCACUGUCCGAGGGGUUAAGAAACAACGGCCCAAAACGGUGUUCCGAGAUGAUUCAGACCUCUCCCGCAGCCCAGCUAAAGGGGUGCUGGGUUCUAGACUGAAUAAAGUGUAUUCUCACUCCACUAUGAACCUGUCCUCCAUGGCCAACGAUAGUGGGACACUUACAAUCAGGAAAUCCCCAAGCCGCUCUCACUCUCCGUCAAGAAUGAUGUCUCCAGGCCGUGUGCCCACACAGAAUGGUGAUAAGGACUGGGAAAAUGCAUCCACCCUUUCCUCCCCAGCUUCCAUUCCUGAGUACACUGGACCCAAACUGUAUAAAGAGCCAAGUUUCAAAUCCAACAAGUUCAUCAUCCACAAUGCCAUCUCACGCUGCUGUUUGGCAGGCAAGGUCAAUGAACCGCAGAAAAACAAAAUCAUCGAGGAAAUGGAGAAAAGCACCGCCAACCACUUCCUCAUCCUCUUUCGGGAUUCUAGCUGCCAGUUCCGGGCGGUUUACACCAUGAACCCUGAGACCGAGGAAAUGGUGCGUUUGACUGGCAUCGGCCCACGGGUCAUCAGCCUCUCCGUGGUCGAGUCGAUCUACAAAUACAGUUCGGACCGCAAGCAGUUCUCGGUCAUCCCGUCCAAAACCAUGUCUAUGAGCGUAGACGCGUUCACCAUCCCCAACCAACUGUGGCAGACCAAGCGGCCCGGGACUCCCAAAAAGCUUGGAACACCAAAGUGAAGCUGACGGAGUUUCUAAGGUUUCCCGAAACUUUUUUCCCCUCUCCUCUAGCAGCAAAAAGUAUCAUCGCCUGAGCUCCAAGAGGGUGGAAGAGUCAAAACGGUGUGGCAGAAAAGAGCACCCAAUCCUCAGAGACCUGUUGGUGACCCAUGCAGAACGUCUGUGAGUGCACUUGGCUCCAGAUUUCAAAAUCAAAGAAGGAAGAUUGCCAUUUUUUCUUUCCCCUUCCAAGCCAUCACAACUUCAACAGCUGGCCAGCUGGAAUCGAUUGUAUGAAUCCCUUGUAUAUGUGUACUUUUCAUUUUGUAGAUAAAGUGACCAUCUUCUAUUCCAUUCCCUGACCUUAUCCUAUCAUCUCAGAUCACCACUGAUUGAUGAAGCUCCGACCAUAAUCCAGAAUUAAAACCAGAGCAUAGUCUCUGUCUCCUCUUUUAUAUACCUUUCUCUUUCGCUCAUUUAUUAUGAUUUUUUUUUGCUCCAACUGCAAAACAGACCUAACACUAGACUAUGAAUGUAGGGCACAAGCCAGCCAAGGGCUUCUUAUUUUAUCUUUUGUCAUACGGGACUGGGAAUUAGGAAUCUUCCACGAUUUAGGGUACUUGGUUAUGCUUCUGUGCCUCUUGCUAAAUGUCUGAAAUGUGAAGUACGUGCCUCUCGCUCUCACACUCUUUCCUCCACCUAACCUUUACUCUUACUUAAAAUAGAAGUCUGGAUAUGUUAUUCUUUUCUUCUUUUUUUUUCUUCACUUCGUUUGCUAGAUGUCUGUAUAUCUGAGUAGACCACACGGGCCUCAGGUGAGCUUCAUUUCCACUUCGGUUUCUUAAAGAAAUGGACAAAGAAAACAACACGAGAUGUGCUUUUACAUUUAUGAUAAGGUAUUUCUACUCUACGUUGCUGUAAUAAUAAUAAUAAAAAAAAAAAAACGCAGGAUGAUCAGUGAUCGUGUAUAUUAAGAAUGCUGUUAAUGAUUUUUUUUUUUCAUUUUCGACAAUGAUUUGUAUAUGGAUAUAAGAACAUUUGUAAGAUAUGAAUAAGCUGCCAUGUGGCUUCAACGUUAGUAGGUGUGUGUGUGUGUGUGUGUGUGUGUGUGUGUGUGUGUGUGUGUGUGUGUGUGCGCAUGAGAGAACAAGUGAUGAGCUCUAACGGGGUGGAUGCAAAAAAAUAAAGAUUGAAGUGUGCUGAAAUAUAAUUUCUCCUAUUUAAAGGUCGAAAACGGCGUCUCCGUGAGCGAACGUAAGGGCAGAAAAAAUGAUUAUAGUUGUCAGAUUGAUGCUGGUGUCUCAAAAUUAGAAUUUGGAGAACAGUGUCAAAUAAGUGUAUGCUAGUCUUCUUCAUUUCGGGCGUGGUGAGCAUGGCCCACUUUCCUUCAAGCCAGAGGAUGUGUCUGUUUUCACUUGGAAAUCUGAUCUAAGCACUAGAACAAGUCCACUGCCUUGCCGGCCAUUCGCAGAUCCGGAGUUAAGAUGUGAAUAUUUUUGUACAAAGCAACAUUGUGAAGGUGUUGAAUAAGUGAAGUGAAGUGAAUGGCUGGUGUGUGUGUGUGUGUGUGUGUGUGUGUGUGUGUGUGUGUGUGUGUGUGUGUGUGUGUGUGUGUGUGUGUGAGAGAGCGUGAGAUAUUACAGUGAUAAAACUGGAUCCAGUGCAAUUGUCUUGUAAAAUGUCAUUUUGGAAAAGGUUUAUUUAUUAGGAAGGGACUAGCUGGAAAUAUUUUCUUUACUAUUUUUUUCGUUUGAGAUUUUAUUAUUUAUGUUGCGGUUAAGCAGUGAAUCACGAUUAUUUCAUACUUUAAAGGCUUGUUGGCCAUUUUCUUUUGUUUAUGUCACUGUCUUCGUCAUCAUGAUCAUUCUGUCUUGCCCUGAUUGUUCAUUGUUAUGGAUCCGUCAGCUAAAGCAAUCGGAUCUGAUAAAUAAAAUCAUUUUUAAAAUCA